AUGAAACGGAAGCUGGACGACAGCGCGAAAGAGCCGAAUAAAAGCAGUCGGUACAGCACGAGGGCGACAACGCAGGCAGCGGCCGCGGUGGUCAAUCGCGGCCCCGUGGCGGAUCAGAGAAAUAACACCAACCACGAGGAAGCGACGACGCUGCAGUCGGCACUGGAGUUGCUCGGUGCGUACCGCACCGUGGUCCAAGAGCUAAGAGAAGCCAUCAAAGGCCAGAACGAGACCGUCCGCGCGCAGCAAGAAGCGAUCCGCGAGUUGAAAGAGGCGGCUGAGGAGCAGCACACUUUGAUUCGUGAUUUGACCCAACAACUACAAAAUAACCAAAAACAGACAGCCGACGACCUGAAGCGCGUUCAUCAGCAACUUGAAGCUAUCACGGCGACCACAGUCUCUACCCCGCAGAGUUCUUUCACUGACGUCACAAGUUCGUCGCCAUCACCACAGUCCACGUACGCCCAAGUUCUCUCGUCCGCCAAUACGGCACGGACGACCGCGACAAAAACGUUCCACUGCACGAUUGACACGUCCAUGGUCGAAGAUGGACAAGAGAACCGCAUCACUGCUGGUGCGGUUCGCACCCUCGUCGAGGGUGAGGUCCGGGCUGAACGGGAUUGUGCCAAUUGGCGAUGCCGUGCGGUGACCACGGAUGCACGCAACCGAACGCGAUUUAGAAUUAUCUGCCGAGACGAAGCCGAGCACCAGCUGGUGAAACGUCUCGUUAGCACGAAGCUGCCGCGAGGCGUGCGGAUGUUGCGGGAUGAGGUUCACCCCGUCCGCGUGGAUCAUGUCAACCGGACUGCUGUCCUCGACGAGACGGGUACCGUUCUCCGAGGAGUGACCGAGGCGUUAAGCAAAGAAAACGACGUCCAGAUCGAAAAGAUCGGAUGGCUUAGCCAUAGCGACUCGCCGAAGGCAUACGGCUCCAUGGUCGUGUACCUCACAAGGAACUCGGAUGUGAAACGACUUCUAGACGAGCAGUACUUUCAUGUGGAGGGAGAAUCCGGUACAGUCCAUGCUUGGGAACGCCGCUAUCGUCCCUUGCAGUGCUAUAACUGCCAGCAGAUCGGCCACAUAGCCAGGAACUGCACCAAGCCCCAAGUCUGCGCCAACUGUGCCACCGAGGGACACGAUCACAAGGCUUCAGGAACUGCAGGAAGCUCUACCCUUCCACGCAUGAGUAGCACGCUUCGGGUGAUCCAGUACAACGUGGCGAAGACCGCUGAGGCGCACGAGAGCCUGAUGAAUGACAACGCGAUUGAGGACGUAGCGGUGCUGGCCAUCCAGGAGCCCCAAGCACGACUGAUUAAGGGAAAUCUUCUGACAACGCCAAUGGCGCACCACAAGUGGACGAAGAUGGUGCCCUCUACGUAUCUGGAAGGGAGGUGGGCGAUCCGAAGUAUGCUUUGGGUCAGGAACGACCUAGAAGCAGACCAGGUCACCAUCGAGUCCCCGGACAUGACGGCGGCGCUCAUACGUCUCCCCGACCGCCAGGUGUUGGUCUUUUCAGUCUAUGUGGAAGGAAGAAAUGAUCAAGCGCUCACGACGACAUGCGAUAACUUGCGGAGAGUCAUCAACGACACGAGGCGAGACGCUGGCACUGUCGUGGAUGUGGUGAUUGCGGGCGACUUCAAUCGCCACGACCACCUCUGGGGAGGGGAUGACGUAAGGCUGGAAAGACAGGGUGAAGCGGACGAGAUCAUUGACCUCAUGAACGAAUUCGCCUUCACCAGCCUCCUCCAGCGGGGCACCAAGACUUGGCAACGUGGAGACCACGAGUCAACGAUCGACCUGGUCUUGGCGUAG
This is a messenger RNA of Purpureocillium lilacinum, 1812 nucleotides long. The record is from RefSeq and is a predicted model, not a curated record. Lineage: Eukaryota; Fungi; Ascomycota; Sordariomycetes; Hypocreales; Ophiocordycipitaceae.